AUGGAUGCGGUCGUCUCUCGUGACUUUGAAGACUGGCCCGACUGGCCGCUUCAAACUGCGCGAAGAGUUAGCUAUGCCUCGGCCACCACGCAAAACUCAGAGUCGAGUCUCUUGUCCGCCCGCAAGUUCGCAUCGCCGCCCAGUCCGCCGACAUCUCCCGCCGUGAGCGACCACACGCGAAGCUUGGGCUUGCUGCCGGAUGAGGUUAUUCGCUUGAAGCUGAGUCGAUCAGUGACCAUAUCGUUUAUUCGAAAGUCGAGGCUAUUUCGCAUUCAGUACGGAUUCAUCGAUAUUAUCAAGGAAGCCAACGGCACCCUCAAAGCCCUGGAGAUGGGCGGCCAACAACACACUUUUGUGCAUACCUUUGCCAACUCUCGACUUCCCGUACCACAUCUGGAGAACCCGCUGCUGGCCGACGAUACGCCUCUUCGAGUAUCCUUUUUAGACGAACAGACCGUGCAGACAUCGAAUACCACUUUCAACACACAGCUCUCUUACACCUUUGACCACUGGGAUGAUUGCGUCCGGUUCCAGGAGAUCCUACUCGCGUCCAAGUUGAUAUUUAUGGCGGGUAUUGCCGAGGCCAAGUCCAAGGGACGCGGCGAAGAGUGCAUCAGCCAGAAUAUGCGUCUGCUGCGCGGACGGCAUGAGCGCGUGGUGCUGCUGUUUUUUGCCAAUUCACAGCGCAAGGAACGGAAACGAUAUGUCUCGGUGCCGUUGAACUGCAUUGACAAGAUCGACGUGCCCAAGAAGGCUAGCCGGCCGAUCUCCUUGCACCUGCUCCCCAACUUUGAGCUACUGGCAGAGAUGAAGGUGCUGCAGCUGCAGUUUCUUGAUGAUGACGAGCGGAAAAAAUUUGGCGAGCUCAUGACGCAGCUCCUCGACUAA
Molecule: messenger RNA, 888 nt
Organism: Talaromyces rugulosus
Lineage: Eukaryota; Fungi; Ascomycota; Eurotiomycetes; Eurotiales; Trichocomaceae
Exons: 6
Coding region: 1-888 (295 amino acids)
Source: RefSeq, a predicted model, not a curated record